AAACGUCAUAAUUUCCCUUACUCUAUGGACACAUUUGGUAAAGUAAAACACGAAUGGCCAAGCCUAUUUUUUCGAUUUAGUGUUAUACGCUAUUGUUUUUUAUUAUUAUUUUAAUCCUAAAUAUCAGAUUACAAUCAUGGUUGUUAAAGUAUACAUUAGUGGUAUUUCUGGAAACAAGGAGGUGAAAAAGAGACAACAACGUGUCAUGAUGAUAUUGGAUUCUAAAAACAUUAAAUAUGACAUCAUUGACAUCACGGAACCGGGAAGGGAAGCGGAUAAAGACUUUAUGCAAAACAAAUCGACAUCGAACGGAGGGACCGUGAGCGACCCCAACCCGCGGUCCCCGCUGCCUCCGCAGAUCUUCAACGACGAGGAGUACUGCGGGGAUUAUGACCAGUUUGACAUGGCAAAUGAAGUGGAUACACUGGAGGUAUUCUUGAAAGUGGAGCUUCCUCCAGAAGAGCCGCCAGCAGCGGAAGAAAAGGUUGUGAAUGGGGAUGCUGAGAAAAUUGAGAAUGGAGAUAGUAAGGCCUCCAAGGAGAACUCACAGGAAAGGGAUACCAAAUCUGCAGAAAAAGAGGGUGCACCAAAGGAAGGAUCACAAGAGAAAGAAACACCCUCAGCCAAGGAUGGAACUGCUUCAAAAGAAGGAACACCAGCACCUAAAUCUAAAGAAGGUACUCCUGCUCCCAAGUCUAAAGAAGGUACUCCUGCUCCCAAGUCUAAAGAAGGUACACCAGCACCUAAGUCUAAGGAAGGUACUCCUGCCCCUAAAUCUAAGGAAGGUACACCUGCCCCCAAGUCUAAAGAAGGUACACCAGCACCUAAGUCUAAAGAAGGUACUCCUGCCCCUAAAUCUAAGGAAGGUACACCUGCCCCCAAGUCUAAAGAAGGUGCACCAGCACCUAAGUCUAAAGAAGGUACACCUGCCCCCAAGUCCAAGGAAGGUACACCAGCACCCAAGUCUAAAGAAGGUACUCCUGCCCCUAAGUCUAAGGAAGGUACACCUGCUGCAGAUGCCUCGAGGGAAGCUUCACAAGAAAGACAAUCUGUUGAAAAGGAGGCACCAGUUGAAGAAACAAAGGCAUCUGAUGUGGAGUCUGCAGUUAAAUCCUCAAAAGAAAGUACACCGCAAAGGGAAAAUGGUUCUGUGGGGUCUCGUGAACAAUCUCAAGAUAAAGAUGAGGGUGUGGUGAAGAAGACUAACCCUUCUGAGGCUUUGAUCGAGAGUGAGCAGGCGGCCGCUGCGGAGUGAAUGACUGGUUAUAUUUACUGCUUCUCAGCUCAAAUUAAGCCCCUCUUAGCACUAAGCGAGCGUAUCCAUUAAGUCUAUUCUGUUAUUUAUGGUGCAUCAUUCACUUCUUUGGCAUAAUUUAGUCAUUGUAUAUAAUGCGAAGAAGUUUUCGUUGAGAACUUGUGUUGUGGCGAUGUAUAGAGUAUCAUGUUAACAAUGAAGUGGCCUAUUAUCGUAAUCAUUAGAUUUAUAACUCAUUUUAAUGAAGUUAAUCAUUAAGAAAUCUAUUUAACAAAUUUAUCCUUCAAUUAAGGCUUGUAUUAUUUUAAAGUAUUAAUAUUUCUUUUUUAUUUUUACACAUUAACUAAAAAUGGAUUUGUAUUCAAAUUUUAAAAAUAUUUUAUUUACUGAUGUAAGUAUUUUACUAAUAAGAUUGAUCUUUUAUUAGGAUUUUAGGUAUCCUUUUUGUAAGACAUCCUGCCGAUUUUUAAGUUCAUUCGUCUUGCCAUGAUUAUAUUGACGAUGACAUUUUGCUAGAGUAUUAAAUAAUGUAUUUAUAAAGUAAAAAAUGCAGUGUUUAUUUUGCAAAAACUGUUCAUGACAAGAUUAUUUCAUUAAUGUUUUAUUAUUAAAGACAGUUUUUAACUAAUUUUUCAUAUGAAUUAUAUAAAUUACUAUAUA
Cydia splendana is the source of this 1915-nucleotide messenger RNA. RefSeq names its product SH3 domain-binding glutamic acid-rich protein-like (gene Sh3beta). The transcript is spliced from 4 exons. Bases 137 to 1255 code for a protein of 372 amino acids. Lineage: Eukaryota; Metazoa; Arthropoda; Insecta; Lepidoptera; Tortricidae. Gene Ontology annotation, cellular component: cytoplasm. The record is from RefSeq and is a predicted model, not a curated record.